This is a messenger RNA of Paramecium pentaurelia, 426 nucleotides long. The record is from the annotation of a GenBank genome assembly. NCBI's taxonomy places the organism in Eukaryota, Ciliophora, Oligohymenophorea, Peniculida, Parameciidae.
AUGGAAUAAUUUUAAUUAGCUUCGGCAAUAUUUUUGAAGGAAUUUUUGAAAAUAGUUGAUUUGUAGAAUUUGAAUCUUGAAAGAAUAGAUGAACAUAUAGAAUAAUUAAAAGCUUAAAUAUUAUUGAAUCAAGAAAGUGAUGAUCUUAUAAAAGAAGAGUAGAAUUACAAUUCAUUAAUUGAAUUUCCUGAAUUAGACAAUUAUAUUUAAUAGAAAACAAAUAAAAAAUAAAGAAAUAAAGAGAGAAGUAAUGGUUAUAAGUAUUUUUGUUGUUCAAAAUGUAAUAAGAAGUUUAAUCAUCCUUCAAGUUUAUCUAGACAUAAAAAGAAUCAACAUAAAAGUGUAAAAUAAGACAUGUUUGAAAUAAAACAACUUCAAUCAUAACAAUAAGAAGUUAUAAUUAAUUUGACAGAUCUCGAAAUUUGA